CGCACGUUAAACGUUAACGCUAGUAAAGAAUUAAUGCCCAAAAUAUUCAGUUCAGUUGACCGGAUAGUUUGUAAUAUAAUCUGUUAUAAUGCUACCUCUAUCUUUGCUGAAGACUGCACAGAACCACCCUAUGCUGGUGGAGUUGAAGAAUGGAGAGACGUAUAACGGACACUUGGUCAGUUGUGACAACUGGAUGAAUAUAAAUUUACGAGAAGUCAUCUGCACCUCAAGGGAUGGAGAUAAAUUUUGGAGGAUGCCUGAGUGUUACAUCAGAGGAAGCACCAUAAAGUACCUGCGUAUCCCUGAUGAGAUCAUUGACAUGGUGAAGGAAGAGGUGGUGUCCAAGGGCCGUGGGCGAGGAGGCAUGCAGCAGAACAAACAGCAGGGCAAGGGUCGAGGGGGAGGAGCAGGCAGAGGUGUGUUUGGAGGCCGUGGUCGGGGCAUGCCAGGAGUGGGAAUGCCAGGAGUGGGCAGAGGCCAGCAGCAGGAGAAGAAGCCUGCUGGUGGUAAACCUCAGGGAGUCAAGAACCAGCACUGAGGAGAGGAACAGACAGGUCAAAUGUAAGGAACGAGUGUAGUUUUCACAGAAUGACAACUCUAUCAGUCAGUGGAGGUCACCUUACACAAUGGCUGUUGUAAUGGCCAUUACUGCUCCCUCACUGCCAUUUUUUAGCCAUGUGUGUUUGACCUCCACCAAUUUGUGAAAUCACAACGUGAGAACUAUGAAUAUUCUGUGCAGUUCAGAAAGGGCAGGGUUUUGUAGACAGAUUUUUGCCUUAAAGUUUUUGUUUAGUUAUCAAUUUGGGCCACCGUCAAAAACAUGUAAUUAUCGUCCACAAGAACUCAACAGUAACCGAAAUUUGAGAAGUUCAACGUUAUUGUUUUAUUGUGCCCAGAGCAAUCUACUACGUUGAUUGUACCCAAUUGUCUUCAGUGUAAUAUAAGCUAUGUAAAGCACCCAUUUUUGGCAUCCAUUUUAUGCCCUUGGAAUUUGAAGACUUAAGUUGAUUGUGUUAUGAGGAAAAAUACGUAGUUGGUUAAAGAAAUGUCAAGAAGUCUGGCAGUUUAUUUUCAGAGUCCCAAUUGGGGGUUUCUAAAUGUUUUACUUUUGUGGAGUUUAUUUGCAAUUUGCAACAUGAGACAACAAUGUUGUAAUUUAGCCUAUACAAAAGAACAUGAGAAUAAAUGUUUUGUUAAAUAUACUGUACUUGAAUGUAUGAAAGAACAAUAACUAUUGGAUUUGUUUUGAAUGGGUCUACAGAAUGAAAAGGUAUUUUGCUACGCUCAUGCUAGCUUACCUCUAAAAUGACAAAACGCAAUUUGCAUAGUAGGUUUAUGUUCUUGUAUAACUAACCAGCUAUAAAAAAUAAAAAGUCAACAUAAACAAUCAA
Messenger RNA from Oncorhynchus nerka (sockeye salmon), 1391 nucleotides. RefSeq names its product U6 snRNA-associated Sm-like protein LSm4. The record is from RefSeq and is a predicted model, not a curated record. Gene Ontology annotation, cellular component: spliceosomal tri-snRNP complex; U6 snRNP; P-body. NCBI's taxonomy places the organism in Eukaryota, Metazoa, Chordata, Actinopteri, Salmoniformes, Salmonidae. Gene Ontology annotation, biological process: spliceosomal snRNP assembly; nuclear-transcribed mRNA catabolic process; mRNA splicing, via spliceosome. Bases 89 to 538 code for a protein of 149 amino acids. Gene Ontology annotation, molecular function: U6 snRNA binding. The transcript is spliced from 5 exons.